AUGUUUGGCACGAAAUUUGAAGACAUCCCAAUCGCUGACGACGCAACAACUUUUAAAUUCGACGCUUAUCGUGACGUAGAAUUCGAACUUUACACGACAAAAAAUCCAAAAAUUUUUCAACGAGUCUUAAUUGAUGAUCAAAAGUCACUUUUAGCUUCAAAUUUCAAUCCUGCUCAUCCAACGCGCUUGAUAAUUCACGGCGCUAGUACAAAUGGCACAAGUGAGUCGAUCACCUACCCGCGUAACGGAUAUUUAAAACGUGGCGAUUUCAACGUUUUUGGCGUCAAUUGGGGCAAAGGAUCGUCAUUUUCUCUCAAAUUACCAAAACGAAUGAAAGCUGUCGGAGAAAUUGUUGCGAAAUUUAUUUAUUUUCUGAUUCGCGAAGGAGGCGCUUCAAUGGAUGACAUGGGAAUUGUCGGGCAUUCCGCAGGUGCAAAUAUCGUUUCGUUCGUUGGAAAAUCCACAAAUGGAGACUUACCUUUGCUCGUGUCACAAGAUCCGCCGCGAUCUUUUUCGAAACAUUUCUACGGAAAAUCGCUUCCUGAAAAAUCUGACGCCAAAUAUGUCGAAGUUCUUCACACCGCAGCGAGAAAAAAUUCGAUUUUCACCCGUGAAGCUGUCGGUCAUGCCGAUUAUUAUCCAAAUGGAGGCGCCGAUCAACCGUAUUGCAAACGAUUUACAGGAAAUGAUCGAGAUUAUUGCAAUCACAUGAUCGCCAUCGCCUAUUUCGCGGAAGCAAUUGCAUCAGAAAAAGGAUUUUGGGCGAAAAGAUGCAAAACGUGGGUCGGCAUCGACGAGGGAAAAUGCGAAUUUGACGGAGUUGUGAAGAAAAUGGGCGGCGAACCCGUCGACAAGACACCGGGAGUCUUUUAUCUCGAAACUGAGGAAGAUUAUCCCUUCGCCAAAGGAAUUUAA
Culicoides brevitarsis is the source of this 915-nucleotide messenger RNA. RefSeq names its product inactive pancreatic lipase-related protein 1-like. Gene Ontology annotation, biological process: lipid catabolic process. Gene Ontology annotation, molecular function: lipase activity. The coding region runs from base 1 to 915 and encodes 304 amino acids. The record is from RefSeq and is a predicted model, not a curated record. The transcript has a single exon. NCBI's taxonomy places the organism in Eukaryota, Metazoa, Arthropoda, Insecta, Diptera, Ceratopogonidae.